AUGGUCCUGCUUACCUUUCUCCUCUACGAUGACCGAUGCAACCGCUGGCUGGAGCUUGAAACCCAAGACGAAGAUGGAAACUCGAUGAUCAGCUCAUGCAUACUCGGAUUUCGAGGAGUCGAAGCAGGAAACGAUGUAGAACGCGAGUUGGAACGUGAAGAAUGUGUUCGUCUGCUUGUCAAGGAAGGCGCAGACCUUUCAAGUGCAGAUCAUGCUGGAUGGACGCCCCUGCAUCAUGCUGCAUUACUCGCACCUGCCUCUCUCAUCUCCCAUUUACUCUCUCACGGAGCGUCACCUCUUGCGCUUUCCAGACGGAAGCUCACUCCUUUGGACGUGAUCACCGCAUACGAAGAUAUUCCAGGUCGAGAAGAUGCUAUCACAGUUCUUCGCGAGGCGACGAGGAAUGCUAUGACGUUCGAGGAGAGGGAACGACUCAAGAGUCUUGGUUGGAGGGGAGACGAGCGGCGCGAAAUGGAACGCCUACGAAAUGAACGACGAGAACGAAGGAAGUACAGAAAGAAGCGGAUAAAGGAGGAUGUGACGGCCGUCUUAGAAGCAGAGCUCAGUACUUCGAAUUGGAGCUGGGGAGAUAAUGCCGACUCGUCUAGUGAGGACGAGCUUUUCGAGCCUAGCGACUUGGACGAUGAAGAUAGUGAUGGGUAUGACUCUGAUACUCUCUUGACCCCACCGGAUUCGUAUAGCACCAUGCUCGUUUUCUCGCCACCUGCACUUGAUCGGCUCUUCCAAGCGCUAAUACCACUACCCUCUACCGUCACGACUCCUCGGAAGCUGCGCGAUCCGUUGCCGGCUCAAGCUCUGUAUUUCCACUGCCGGUUUGCAUGUAUAGCAUGCGAUCACAACUGGCUGGAGGAUCUCAUUGUCGCAGGGAUGGAUAGGAUCGAAGAGGUCGUUAUGGCAAAGCCCGAUGACCUGGCUUCACUGACUCACUGGCUGUUCAACACGACUCUUCUGUUGCAUUUACUCAGAUGUGACGAGUCGACUGCACAGAUUUGUGAGAUCCUUGGUCUUUUCGGACUAAUGGAAGAGUUGGUGAAUGUCGUCUUUGUCUUGAUCAUCCGCAUCAUUGAACGGCGACUAGAUCCCCUCAUAGACUCUGCGUUGCUAGACUACGUACCUCCAGAGCUUCAAGAAGACUGGGAUGCAGUUCAAUUUGAAGGAGAAUGGGACAGUUGGACCGGUCUGCUUGGUCGUGUCAUUAGCCCGAAGAAGAAGCCCGCGCCAGCGAAAACUCCAAGCAAAUGGGACCACCAAGCGGUGGGUGGAGUGCGCUCCUCGACGAAUAGUACUCGAAAGUUGAGUACUUCAACGCUACAGCCAAGUAGCUCGCGGACGAACGGGAUGGGCCCUCCAAAUAUCCCGAACAGUAAAUCCACACCUUCGACCUUGAAAGCACCAUCUAGGCCGAGCUCUCCUCCGAACCAAGGCUCUUUGUCAGUCUCCAACUCUGGUGCAUUUGCCUCUAUCAAGAACACUCUCGCUCGGACCGCAGGUGCGGAAACGCCGAGUAGUACUGCGCAGUCUAUCUCUGGAAAGUCUACACCGGGUCAUACGCCCUCACAUUCAGCUUCGAAUCUCCUGUCCAAGAUUGUGAAGAAACCGCCUGGCCCAUCGCCCUCCGACGUGACCACUUUGCUAUCGGCUCUCUAUACUUUCAUGAGUCUCUCCGGUAUCAACCCAGCGCUGAUCAUACAGACGUUUAGUCAGGUGCUGUAUUGGUCGUCAUGCGAAAUGUUCAACCGCAUUCUACAACGGAAAAAGUACUUGUGUAGAGGCAGAGCUCUGCACAUCGCACUCAACCUUGGUGUCCUCGAGGAGUGGGUGAGCGGAGGCGUUGGCGUUGGAUUACCGCGCGAGGUUGGCAAACACUUCAAAGUUGUGCGAGAGCUCGUCACAUGGGUCCAAUGCUGCUCUUCCAUUGAUCAAUUCGCAUCCCUCAUUGCCACGGUUCAGACUUUUCGAGAACUAAAUCCACUUCAAAUGCGGCGCGUGGUUCGAGACUAUCGGUUCGAAGUCGGAGAAUCGCAUAUGACUGAUGAGUGCACGCAAUACCUGGCCCAAUUGCAGAAGGACUGGGAAAGACAACGAGUCAAAAUGGGUGUCGAAGCGCUAAAAAAAGAGGCAAAGAAUCAGAUGGGAGAACGCGAGUCUUCAAUUUCGUCACGGGGGGAUCCGGCAAACGACUCUUCUCCACCUCAAGGUCAUUCGCUCUCGGCAUCUUCAUCGACCGACUUUGUGGCACAGAAAGCCAUUGACAACCUAUUCUCGCGCACCUUUGAAAAGUCAGACUGGCAACCUGCCAAACCGCCUGUUGUGCUUGGAGAACUCCUCGAUUCGAGAUACAUGCUUCCUCUUCUAUUGCCGUCAGAUCCCAAACACCUCGGAGCACUCCCGGUACUCCCUCGCGACCGAAGUGGAAAGAGGCGCAGUGGGAUUCACGGACUUAUGUACCUCACUCCCGAUAUUGACGGGCAGGAUCCUGGCGACAGCCGUUCACGGUCAAACUCUCGUGCACCUUCCGUGGCGGGAUCCAGGGCCGGUAGCGUGGCGAGUGCGGCCAAUCAUGGGGCAAUGGAGUGGCUUGCACGCACACGGAAACUGAGAGUGGUGGACAAGGGGAUCCUCAAGCAUCUCGGAGACGAUGAAGUGGCUAGCGAACUGGAGACGAUUGCGGCAAAGUGGCGAUUCGCGUGGGAUAAUACGCUCGCCGGCGCCGGUGUUGGAGAUCACGAGACGGGCGAAUUACUCGCAAACGCAAUUGCUGCCGCCAAUCUGGUGCAAAACGAUGUGAAUGAAGAUGGAGAGGCUAUGAUUAGGGACGGAAGCUCACCAGCACCAGAGUCGAUACAUUUGACGCAAGAACCUGCGCGACCACUCAGAGAGAACCGGAGAAGAGCGAGUGAAAUGGGAGAGGAUGUGGACUACCCGGACUUGCCGCCGUCACCAGCGAUUCCAACCGGGCCCCCGCGAUAA
Molecule: messenger RNA, 2991 nt
Organism: Serendipita indica DSM 11827
Lineage: Eukaryota; Fungi; Basidiomycota; Agaricomycetes; Sebacinales; Serendipitaceae
Source: the annotation of a GenBank genome assembly